Mytilus californianus (California mussel) is the source of this 6060-nucleotide messenger RNA. Its product is annotated as ras association domain-containing protein 2-like. Gene Ontology annotation, biological process: signal transduction. The record is from RefSeq and is a predicted model, not a curated record. NCBI's taxonomy places the organism in Eukaryota, Metazoa, Mollusca, Bivalvia, Mytilida, Mytilidae. The transcript has 11 exons. Bases 362 to 1753 code for a protein of 463 amino acids.
UUAUUUCAUAUACCUUUAAGUCAUAUUCACCUUGAUCCUGGGUAUAUUUUACACUUGAGUGAAAAUAAUUUUAAGCAAAUUUAAACCCCACUUCACUACUUUUAAAUACAAAAGGAGUUGCAAAAUGGGAUAAUCACCAAAUGAGAAUUGUGAUAAAGGACAUACCGGCCUAGAGAUUUACAAUACAAUAGUUGACCCGACAGAAAUAUAAACACCAUUCAGAUUGGAUCGAACUCUAGAGUAUUGCAGUAUCAAUGGGACACCGGUAGAUCAAUAAUAUGUUGUAUUUGACAAAUGUUUUGAUGGAUUACUGCAUCAAAUCGUCACAAUAGUGAGGAAUUAAGAAGACAAUGACACUAGAAUGAACAAUACUUGUCAAAAAUGUGGUAAACCAGUAUAUUUCGCGGAAAGAAAAACCUCUUUAGGAAAGAAUUGGCAUCCGAACUGUUUAAGAUGUGAAGAAUGCGGCAAAAUAUUGUCCGCUGGUCAACAUGCUGAGCACGAUAGAAAGCCAUACUGUCACAAGCCGUGCUAUGCAGCAUUAUUUGGACCUCGGAUGAUGGGAUAUGGAUACGCAUCACCUGCAAACUUCAGAAAAAGUGCCGCAUUAGAAAAUAUAACUGGGAGUAUUUACAACGGACACGACGGAGGUUCACCAGUUAUGGUUUAUGAAUUUGGAAAUAGCAAAAAUGAUAUAAACAUUACUCCACUUCCCAAAAGAACGCAUGUGAACAAAAUAGACAGGCCAAAAUCUCAGCCUCCAAUGAAAUUAAAAACUAUUCCAUCGAAAGAACAAGAAGUAUUGAACAAGAUAAAAACCUACAAUGAAUUCUACCAAGAGAAAGGAAAGAAAAGACAAUCUGUGUCAGCUUCUACUGACAACAAUAACCUAGUCAUUAGAGGUCCCGUGACGAUUCUAUGGGGAGUUAAAAAACCAAUCAGAUUCCAGCAUUGUGAUGAUGUGCCCCCAGAGCGCCCGCCUGUAAAUCAUCGACACAGCUUCAUGCCAGAAUCUGAUGUUAAAAUUCCCACCGAUAUGAAGGCAAUCAGAGAGUCUACUAGUUCACCUUUGCGUAAAAUUACAAUUGAUGACAGCAUGGUACAGUCACCAACAGAAAUAGAGGGAGUUACUAUGCGACGGAGACCUGUUAAAAAGUUCAAUACAGUAGCAUACAGAGGUGAUAAAAGACCAGAAAAAUGGAAACGAGCAUCAAUAAAUGGUCAUAUAUACAGUUAUGAAACUUGUGUGUUUACUCCUAGUUUAGGCAGUAGUACAAGUGUGACUGUUGACAGUACAACCACUACACCUAAAGUUAUCAAAGCUCUGCUGGAUAAGUUUAAGGUUGAAAAUUCACCAAAUGAAUAUGCUUUGUAUAUAGUUGAUGAAGAAAACAGUGAAAGAAUACUCAGGGAUACAGACAUUCCAUUGUUAGAGAGAAUUAGUUUAGGGCCAGAUGAAGUAUCUGGUGCUAAGUUAUUAUUACGUGAUCGUGUGGAGAGAAAACAAUCAUUACUUGACACACCUAUAUUCGAAGUGUCACCGGCAGAAGAAGAAUCAAAAGAGCAAGAAGAUUUUGUGAAAUUACCAGAUGAGAUAGAAACAUUAAUAGCUUUACCUGAACCAGUGCUGAGAGGCAUUUUAUCAAAAUUUAAACAAGAUGAAGAUGAUGAUGUCCAUCAGUUGAAAUCAAGAUUUGAAUUAGCAAGAAGGAGGCUCAAAGAACAAAUGAAAUCGCUAUCUGAGAAAACGUGAAGUGAAAUAUUUAAAAUAACAGUGAGGCAUAGAACUUUUAUGCAGUAACAAGUUGCACUAACAGAAAAGAGAAAUAGUCCUACUUGAGAAUGAUUAAGCUUUAGUGCCAUGGUAUUAUUGAAUAGUUGUUCUCAACAUGAUGGUAACUUAAAUGGACAUUUGACAUGCUCAUGAUGAUUUUAACACUGGAUGUAUCCAAUAUUUUACCAGUAUUAGGCAUCCUAUCGAACUGCUGUUACCUUGCAAAUGCACAAUCUUCAUAUUAUCCAGUGCUGGAUUGUAAAAUAAUGGUUAUGUUGGCAUGUAAAAGCUAAUUAAUAUUAUAUAUAUCAUCAGAUCAACUGUUUAAGUAUACAAUCAAUGUACAAUGUUGUAUUUCUUUCAUUAUUUCCAUAUACAAAUAAUUUAACAUAAUUAUUUUUGUGGAUAUAGUUGAAUUGAUAUGGGCUUUUUUUAAGCUGUUACUUCAAUUUUUCUCUUAAAAUAUAUGUCCACUACAUUCAACUUUCCUUACUGACUUAAUUAUAUGAUCAUUUUAUCUAAAGCAGUUGUGUAUUUAGUUUAUUCAUAAUUAAAACAAUACAUGUAUACUUCUUUUUUGAAAUCACUUUUUAAUGAAUAUUCAACGAUUUUAUUUGUUGUGUUAUAGAUACCUGAUCUUACUAAAUGCUUUAAUCGCUGGUCUCAGGUAAAAAUAUCUUUUUUUGUAACAACAUGCUUCUCUGUACAAUGCUUAAAAGGCAUUUUUUUUUGUAUUCGUACAUAUCACAUUUUUAUAACAACAAAAUCAUAUUCCGUAUCCAUGAAUUCCAUGUUUAUAAUACUAAGUGGGUUUUAUAGCUUUAAUGGUAAAAAUCUAGUCUAUAUUACCUUGCAUUUAAAUAUAUAUAAUAAAACAUUGCUUUUAAUUAUAUAUCUUAUUAGUUAAAAGUGACUUGGUAUGAAAGAGGGUGUGGAUUGGGGUUUACAGAAUAGAGAAUAAUGGGAAUAGAGAAAUAUAGACCAACAAAAUAAAGAAUAGAGAAAAAUGAGGUGCUAAAAUAUAAAGAAUCAAGAAUAAUGGGUAAAAAGUAUAAAGAAUAGAGAAAAAUGGCCUAAAAAAUUAAAGAAUGCAGAAAUGAAGGACCCCCAUCCAUACCCUCAUGAAAGCUACCCAAACCAUUUUUAUAUUGUCUUGAUUUAAAGGUAUUUCAAGAUGAUUAUUUAGACACAUUUUAUUUUUUUUAUGUAUAAAAAAUAUACAAAGGAUAUAAAUAUUGGAUAAAUUUUGGUGGCACCAAAUACAAGUUAUUCUUAGAAGAAGUUCUUAUGUAAUGCUUUGUAUAAGUAAAUAGUUUUCAUCAAGCAAAACAUUAAUGCUGUCAUGUCGAUGGAGUGUACAUUUGUAGAAAACAUGAUUUUUUUAAAACUGUGCCUUCUUUCUCUGUGGUUGUGAAAUCUUUUUUUUCUCGCAAUUCAUGUUUUUUAUCAUUUGUUCAUUUGGUCUACAAUAAACUUGUUUUAAUAUUGUAUAUUUUUUUCAUACCCUGUUCAAAAGGAGAGAGAGGAGUUCUGGUUUACCUCUUUCCGUCUGUGUCAAUACACAUUUCAUUUACAUUUUUACAGCAACUACAAGUCGUAGCUUCUUGAUAUAUCACCAAGCUUCAUUGGUUAUUCAAUACUGUGUGACAUACUAUCAGUUACUUUCAGUUACUUUAAUGUUAUUAUAUACUUCCUGUUUGCUGAAAACUAGAAUAAACAACACCAAGCUUUGGUAUAAUUAGUUAGCAAUAGCUCACAGUGCAUCUUGUUAUUUUUUAAUUAUACCAGUUUUUUUUAUUUUCAAAUUGCGACGAUGAAUUAUUUUUGUUGGCUGAAAGGAAUUAUAGAAUUAGUUAUUUAAAUGUUUUUAAUUGUGCCAAGAUUUGCCAAGGAAGAUGCCAUUUUUUUUUUACUUUUAUGGAAUAUUAAUCAUUAAAAAUACUUGAAUUCAUGAAUUUAUACUGUAGUUAUGUAGUCUAAAUAGGAAAAUCUUCAUAUGGAAAAUUUUUUACUUGUUGUUUAUAUCAAAUGAUGAAAAUACUAACUUAUAUGUGCCAAUUAAUUUUUAUAUACUGAUUAUUAUAUCGUGUAUUUUGUUUGUUUGUGCAUUUACAACUUUAAAAGUUAAAUCAUAAUGAAAUGUUUACCUCGGCUUUACCUAGUUAAUGACUGUUUCGGUUGCUUUACUGCAUUUAGCAAAUCAUUAGAAUUAAACGUUAAAUUGUAAUCAAUAUGAAAGACAGCAGUUACAACCAAAAUAGGAUGUUAUUUUUGUAUAAAGCAAAUUAUUAUUUAACUUUUGGUCUGAGGCAACAAGGUCUCUCUUUACUUUUUAAACCUCUGGAUCAAUUUUAAGGAAUUAUGACUCAAGUAAUCUUUUGCCAUUCCAUGUAAAUGUUCCUUAAGAUUAAAAUUUUCAAUUUUUGUCUAAUUAUGUGGACCUAAUUAAUCAUGAAGCUGAAGUAAAGCUGAGGGUAAAUUUUAUUAUGUGCAUUUAUGUAUAUAAACAUUAUACGUACUACUCAUCCAUAUAAUCCUCGGAAUGUUAUACUGAUGUAGUUCUGUUUUUUUUUAUUUAGUUGUGUGAUAAGACCAGACAUUCCAUUUGUUAGCUGUAGUGUUUAAGAAUAUUUUUUCAGUUUUCACAUCUUCCCAAAUAAACGUGUGAAUCAAAUUGAUUUGUUAUUGGUCCUCUCAAACUAGCAGUUUUAAACUUUUUUUUAAUAAGGUUUAUUAAUUUUUGAUAAAUAUUUACUGAUAGACAAUUUAGAAAAGAGGAACUACUUUGCUUUGCAUAUUUUAAUUUUUGAAAUAUUGUGAAGUCUGUAUUUGUAAAAAAAAAAUAUAAAUAAUUGUUCUUCUGAAGAUAGUUUACACCAGUAGACAUUGAGGUAGAUGGAAAUUUGAAGUUGGAACAAUACAUUUGUUUUUUGGGAAAAGUUUACCAAUUUGCAAGGUUUUUAUUAAAGUUUCAGUAACACAGCAAACUAAGGACUAUCAACUUCAAAUAUUGUUAAAAAGACUUUUCAUUUACCUGUUAAACUAUUAGAACAGUUUGGUUUUUUUCCGUCCUUUGUUAUCUCCCCUCAAAACACCUCUUUUAUUGUUUGUGUUGUUUAUAUUUCAUGAUUUCACGAUUGUCAUAUCAAUAUCAGAAAUUGCAAAAUAAAACAUUUAAAUAUGUAUUUAAUAUAAUUUUUGCAUUUCAGUUCUUAUAUUUACUUGAGAUAUCUUUCACUGUUGCAUGUAAUGAGAAUUCAUUCAGUUAUGUCAGCUGUUUAAUCAAAAUGAUAUUUUAAUUAUUUGCAUCUAUGUGUAAGAUUAUAUAUGCAUUUAUUAAUAAUUAUAUAUUGAAGUAUUAAUUACUUUUAUGCUGGGACUAUUAUGCUAUUAGUAUAAUAGUCCCAGUUUUAUGACACUUCACCAAAAUUAAAACUAAUUAUGAAAUUAUACAAAAUAAAGAAAAGUUAUUGACUUGAAAUAUAGUAUACUUCAGGGACUUAAUUAUUCCUUACCAUAAAAUCAUCAAAAUAUCUGACAUGCAUAAGAUGUUCAUGUCAUUGUAAAAAUCAAAGUCUGGGGAUGCUAUGUGUUUACUAGAAAUCAAUUUGUUUUUAAAUAUUGCAUAUGGAAAAUAAAAUAAUAUGAAGUUGAUUUACAUAAUUAAAAUUCUCAUGGAAUCCUAGAUAUUCAAUUUAUCAAGAGAUCAGAACUUUUUUUUUGUUUUUCUUAGUCUAAUCACUUGCUGGAAGAUCUCUGGCAAUAAACUUUAAUACUUACACCUUACAACCAGAUCAUAAUGGACAAUUAGAUUUGACUUUAGAUGUACUCUUUGAUAUUAAUCAAUAAAUGCUAUUUUGACUUUUUUGGUCAUUGUGCUUCAGACUUAAGGUCAAAAUGACUUUACGUAGUUGAUUUUUUUAAGGACAAAAUUUUUAAAGUUUUAUUGUGCAUUUACGUAUGUUAAAAAUUUUUGCUAAAGUAAAAAUAAAUUGACUAAUACAAGUUUAUGCUUUUGAGCUUAUAUUAAACAAAUAGUCUGAUUUCUUCUUUCCUUAAAAUUUUCAGUUUUUGCACAUAUUAUUUGUUAAAGUUGUCUGUGUAGACAAUUUAUAAGUUGCCAUAUGAAAUGUUUUUGUAUGUGUGUUAAGAUUUGUUAUGGAAACUGCUGUUGAUUUUAAUCAGUUGAUUUAAGUAUUUAAACUGUUAAUCAGGAUGCAAUAAACUGGUGUAAAUCUCAUUUAUACAUUGUUUUGAAAAAUAUUAAAUAAAAUUAUAGUAAAAUA